This is a messenger RNA of Amphiprion ocellaris (clown anemonefish), 2609 nucleotides long. RefSeq names its product transcriptional enhancer factor TEF-3. Gene Ontology annotation, molecular function: RNA polymerase II cis-regulatory region sequence-specific DNA binding; DNA-binding transcription factor activity, RNA polymerase II-specific. The transcript has 12 exons. Gene Ontology annotation, biological process: embryonic organ development; regulation of transcription by RNA polymerase II; hippo signaling. NCBI's taxonomy places the organism in Eukaryota, Metazoa, Chordata, Actinopteri, Pomacentridae. Gene Ontology annotation, cellular component: transcription regulator complex. The record is from RefSeq and is a predicted model, not a curated record. The coding region runs from base 651 to 1748 and encodes 365 amino acids.
CGUGGAUGUGAAGUCACUGUUUCGCCGCCUUCUCUUUGAAUCACCUCUGUCGGAGAUAACAUUCCUCAAAUGUCUCACAUUUCUUCGCUCAAAUUCCUACAUUUUUCCUUUUAACUCCAGCGGUGCGCUGAGCGGAGCUUCAGCCGGAGCCUCUCUGGCGUUUUCUGCCGGAUAACGUCACUGCCGGGCGCUCAAACAUUAGCGCCUAUCCGGGUAAAACUUUUACACCGGGAUCAUUCAAACCGUGUAUUUAUUAACUCGCGGGAUUAAUCCAGAGUUUAUUUCCACACCUCUCCUCCUCUCUCAACAAGUAUCCAUCAUCACCGUCUUCAUCACACCUGUGGAUUGCAUACAGGCAGGUCUGCUCCUGCAGCAACCUCCCUCUCCUUCCACCACCAUUAACCUCAACACUCUGACCCUCCACCCCCCGCUCUGUGGUCCCCUUCCGUUGUCCCACCACGUCUGCGGAGUGGGUGCCGGCUCCCUCCCCCAGGGGUGGGAGUGAGGAGCUGGGGGAUGGACUCGACAAACCCCUGGAAAACGAUGCCGAGGGUGUGUGGAGCCCCGACAUCGAGCAGAGCUUCCAGGAGGCCCUGGCCAUCUACCCCCCCUGUGGCCGCAGGAAGAUCAUCCUCUCUGAUGAGGGCAAGAUGUACGGACGAAAUGAGUUGAUUGCACGGUACAUCAAGCUCCGCACGGGGAAGACGCGGACCAGAAAGCAGGUGUCUAGUCACAUCCAGGUUCUAGCCCGACGGAAGGCCAGGGAGAUCCAGGUGAAGCUGAAGGUACGCUACGACCAGGCUGCCAAAGACAAGGCCCUCCAGAGCAUGGCCACCAUGUCCUCAGCUCAGAUCAUCUCACCUACGGCCUUCCAGAACAAAAUGGCUCUCCAGGGCCUUUCUAGACCGGCUUACCCCACUACUGGUGGGUUUUGGCACGGGGCACUUCCAGGACAGCCAGGAGGCCAUGAAGACAUUAAGCCCUUCUCCCAGCAGAGUUAUGCCAUGCAAGGGUCCGGCCCGGCCCCCAUAACAGGUUAUGAAAGCACAGCAGGGCUGUCCAUGUCUCCCGGUGCCCCCCCUUGGCAGGGCAGGAGUAUUGCCAGCUCCAAGCUGCGAAUGCUGGAGUUCUCUGCCUUCCUGGAGCAACCUCAGGACCCAGAGACUUUCAACAAGCACCUGUUUGUGCAUAUCGGCCAGUCCAACCCGAGCUACAGCGACCCCUAUCUGGAGUCCGUGGACAUCAGGCAGAUCUACGACAAGUUCCCAGAGAAGAAAGGGGGCCUGAAAGAGCUGUUUGACAAAGGGCCACACAACGCUUUCUUUCUCGUCAAGUUCUGGGCGGAUCUCAGUGUAAACCUACAGGAUGACAGCAGCUUCUUCUACGGUGUGUCCAGCCAGUAUGAGAGCUCUGAGAACAUGAUAAUCACCUCGUCCACCAAGGUCUGCUCCUUUGGCAAACAGGUGGUGGAGAAAGUGGAGACGGAGUAUGCGCGCUUUGAAAAUGGACGCUAUGUGUUUCGGAUCCAUCGUUCCCCGUUAUGUGAAUACAUGAUCAACUUCAUCCACAAGCUCAAACACCUGCCGGAGAAGUACAUGAUGAACAGCGUACUGGAAAACUUCACUAUUCUACAGGUGGUGACUAACAGGGACACACUGGAGACCCUGCUCUGCAUAGCCUACGUCUUUGAGGUGUCCACUAGCGAGCAUGGCGCACAGCACCAUAUUUACAGGCUAGUCAAAGACUGACACAGUCACACAGUUGGAACUUUCCAGCUCUAGACCCAUUGUAGCACAUCAGUGAGCAACAACACUAAACAAUGGACUACUUCCUCCGCAAGCUUAAAGCUGAAACCAUACAACUCGGUCAGGAGCCCAAAGAAACACUGGCUGCGUCAGCGUGUGCAGGAACACUACUACUGCUGAAGAAGAGGUGGAGUUGGGACUGUGGAAGCUGAAACAUGCUGUGUGUGAAAAGCGGCAAGAGAAAAAAAGAACAAAAAAGCACAGAGGAGGACCAUGAUACACUGUGGUCUCUAUACCAAAGGAGCCAAACAAGACCUGCAUGAGAGAGUUGUCAUUGGUGGUGUUUUUCAUCUCAUUUUUACUAGAGCUUGUGUUUCAUUUAGAUUGUUUUACACACAUGCAUGUGCAGGGGAUGUUUGCUACAGAGGAGUUCAGCUGCCUCAGGGUGCCAUCUAGUGACUUAAAUAUAUACAACAAUGGGGUAAAAAAAUAAUAAAAGUAGACAGAAUCCCUCUUUUGCACAUCCAUGAAAUAUCACUGUUUUUUGUGCCAAUGUUUUGUGUUAUUUGAGCAUUUGAAUAAUUAUGUACAGUGCCACAUCCAUCUCCUCAUAACAGAGCUGUGACGAUAAGUGGCUAAAAUGAUUUAAGAGAGCUAUUGUAUUCACUUUGUUUGAUGUUUAAUGUUCAAUGUUUCUUGUAUUGUCUUACUGUUUUGAUUGAAAACGAUCUGACUACAACAAAAGGCACAUAAUAACACUGCUAACUUGAACCAGAUUUGGAUCUGUAAGUUGAUCACAGAAGUUGUCUGUAUCUGUAACUUGCCCUAAAGUGUCAGAUGAAAAUACAAGUGUUUCUUACAUAA